Camelina sativa (false flax) is the source of this 1083-nucleotide messenger RNA. RefSeq names its product OPA3-like protein. Gene Ontology annotation, cellular component: mitochondrion. Gene Ontology annotation, biological process: regulation of lipid metabolic process. The record is from RefSeq and is a predicted model, not a curated record. NCBI's taxonomy places the organism in Eukaryota, Viridiplantae, Streptophyta, Magnoliopsida, Brassicales, Brassicaceae.
UUCUUCCUUCCUUCCUUCCAGUUACAUCUUUCUUCUUCUUCUUCAUCUUCAAUUCAAUCGGAUCCAAACAAAAUUCGAAAAAAUCUCUGAUUGAUCCCAAUGGCAACUUCUAUGCUCUUAUGAUUCGUCUAUGCUCGCUCACCCCAGCUUACUUCUAGAUCCCUUUGCAUCCCCUCUGUUCGAGUCAACUGAGCUUCUCCUAAGCUUUUCUCGAGGUUUUUUCGGAAAAAUAAAAUAAAAAAUGGUGUUGCCGUUGAUGAAACUGGGCACACUCUUGGUUAAAACCGUAAGUAAACCCUUGGCUAGUCAGCUCAAGCAUCAAGCUAAGGUUCAUCCCAAGUUUCGUCAAUCUAUCAUCAACUUCGCCCAGAGGAAUCAUAGAAUCACGACGCAAAUGCAAAGAAGGAUAUAUGGUCAUGCCACUGAUGUAGAGAUUCGUCCCUUGGAUGAGGAAAAGGCUGUUCAAGCUGCUGUUGACCUCAUUGGAGAGCUCUUCCUCUUUGGGGUAGGUGGAGCCGUCGUUGUUUUUGAGGUGCAGAGAGGUUCUCGGUCAGAAGCAAGAAAAGAGGAAGCACGUAAGCAAGAACUAGAGGAGUUAAGAUUGAAAGAUGAAGCACUGGAAAAGCAAGUCGCAGAUCUCAAGAUCAAGCUAGAGGAGCUUGAACAACUUGCUAAAGCACGCGGACUGAGCGGUACUAUCCAGUUAAAACCACAGCCCAGUACUACAAGUAGCGGGGCGGCAGCAAAAUCCAGUUGAUAUCAUCAUCGUAUUGAUUGAUCUCCGAGACUGAAACCAAAGCAACAAUACGGCAAUGAUUCUUUUCACAAGAGAUGGGGGAGUUUAUGAUUCUCUUUUCUCCACAUUCUUAUAGAUCGACCAUUAUAGAUACAUAUACAUGUAUCGUCAUCAUCAUCAAGAACAAUCUGCUUUCUCUAACAAUCAAAUUAGGGUGACAAAUAAAAAAAAGUUUUGAUGUUGAGGGUUUGGUGCACGUUUUUGUCUUCUAAGACCAAUUGCUACAUUUUAGGCAAUGUUGGAUAAUGACGAAUUCAUAAUGAAAGCGACCUUGAGUCCUUGACAGA